Molecule: messenger RNA, 307 nt
Organism: Prorocentrum cordatum
Lineage: Eukaryota; Dinophyceae; Prorocentrales; Prorocentraceae
Source: the annotation of a GenBank genome assembly
GGGUGGCGGUCUCUUCGUCGGAAAGUCCGGCCCGCCCAUUUUCUACGUUUACGCGGGCAACGCGGGCGUCGCGGGGUCGAACAAGACAGAGGUCCAGAAGUCGCUAGAUAACACCCGCGAGAUCCUAUAUGCUAACAAGAUGCAGUGUCAUGAAUUUCAGGAGGCGGGGCAAGUACGGGAGGCCGUAGGAAUCGAUUUCAAUUGGGCGCUGGGAUGUUUCAGACCUUCGGGGAAGCGCGACUGGAAGAUUCGUCCUUGUCUUGAGGCGUUUCUGGAGUGUCCUGAGGUCUCGGGCAAUGGACUGGAG